Vigna angularis (adzuki bean) is the source of this 1444-nucleotide messenger RNA. RefSeq names its product heavy metal-associated isoprenylated plant protein 3. Lineage: Eukaryota; Viridiplantae; Streptophyta; Magnoliopsida; Fabales; Fabaceae. Gene Ontology annotation, molecular function: metal ion binding. The record is from RefSeq and is a predicted model, not a curated record. The coding region runs from base 49 to 1017 and encodes 322 amino acids. The transcript has 5 exons.
ACUUCAAAAUUUCUCAGUCAGUUAUUGUGAGAUUUGUUUGCUAGUUUCAUGGGUCAGACACAGGCGAAGAAGAACGAUUAUGGCCACAAGAACGAGAGAGCAAAGAAGAACGAGGAAACGACGUCGUCAUAUCCGACCACAGUUGUCUUGAAGAUCGACAUGCACUGUGACGAAUGCGCAUCAAAAAUCAUCAAAUGCCUACACGCUUUCGGAGGCGUGGAGUGUUUGAAGCCAGAGAUUAAGACAGAAAGCGUUGAUCCCAUCAAACCAAAGGACAAGCUUUCUGGGAAGACUAAGAAGAAUGUUGAUAUUGCCUCUCCUCUUUCCAACAAGGACAAGGAAAACAAGCCCAAAAACAACGAAAAGAAAACCAAAGACAAAGAGGCUCCGGUGACAACAACGGUGCUGAAGGUGUUUAAUCUUUGCCCGUGCCAAGGUUGCUCCCAUAGGAUUCGCAGGGCUGUGUUGAAGUUCAAAGGGGUUAAGGAAGUGAGUACAGAUAGGGAGAAGGGGAUGGUGAUGGUUAAGGGCACAAUGGACGUGACAGCUCUGGUGCAGAAGUUGUCGGAGAAGUUUAGGAGGAAGGUUGAGGUGGUUCCUGCCAAGAAGGAGAAGGAGAAGGAGAAGGAGAAGGGAAAGGAGAAGGAGAAGGAGAAAGUAAAGGAGAAGGAGAAGGAGAAGGAGAAGGAGAAGGAGAAGGAGAAAGUGAAGGAGAAGGAGAAGGAAAAGGAAAAUGAGAAGGAGAAGAAGAAGAAGGAAAAUGAAAGUGAGAAAGAAGGUGACAAAGGAGGGAGUGGCUCCACCAAGAAGAAGAAAAAAGGUGGUAAUGAAGGAGAUAAUGAUAAGGAUAACGAGGGAGAUGGUAAAGGUCAGGCGAAAACUGAAAAAAACAAUAACAAUUAUAUGGUACCCGCAUGUGGUUAUGGUUAUGGUGAAUACUACUACUACGUGGGGCAAUAUUAUCCUGCAUCAGAGAUGUUCAGUGAUGAAAAUCCCCAUGCUUGUCACAUUAUGUGAUGAAGCUUUGAAAUUUUUAUGACACUCGAAGAAAUGGAUUUGAGGUGAUUCUACGAGCUUGGGGUACAAAAGAGUCGCUAUUUUUCAACUUAAGAAGAAAACCCUUCAUUUGAGCCAGGUGUGGAUAGCAUAGAGAGAAUUUUGCGAUUGAUAGACUCUGUUAUUGUUCACCCUAUUCAGGCUUUGUUAUUAUAGUAUAUAAUGCAAGUGAGAUGAUAAAAGAAAGAGCUAUGACCCAAUUUUUGUUUUUCUUUUCACGUUGAAUAGGCAUUAGUAUCAUAACAGAGACGAUGCUGGUGCACUCGAUUUUCCUUAUACUAGUAGUUUCUCAGUUGUACUUUCUACCUGUAUAACUUGUCCUGUUCAUUACCCUAUAUUUUUAACUCCCAUUGUAUUGCAAUUGCAUUGAGGUAAUGAGAACAACUUU